AACAUUACACAUUACAUCAAAUUCUCUUUCUUUCAAAAGACCUCCAUUCUUAUUUCUUACCCUCUCUCAGUUAUUUCAUUGAAGCGCACUCAACGUUCUCCAUUGAAGCGCAGUUCUCCGUUGAAUCUAAUUCUUGUAUCCUCCAUUGAAGCAGCUUCUAAGGGCGACCGCCCCUCCUGCCCUGCCUCAGGGCAUCGAUCCGCCUCGUUGUUGAGGAUGAGUCAACUUCAGCAAUCACAGGUACAUCAGCAAUUGCAGCAGCAGCAGCAGCAAUUGCAGCAGCAACAAAUAAAUCCGCAGCAGCAGCAACAAGUGAAUCCGCAGCAGCAACAAGUGAACCCGCAGCAGCAGCAGCAGCAACAACAACAGCAACAAUUGUUGAGACAACAAGCGCAACAACAGCAAGCCGCGCUGUAUGGACAGAUGAAUUUUGGUGGGUCAAUGUUGAAUCAACCAUUGAGGCAGCAACAAUUACAACCUCAGCAGCAGCAACAACAGUUACCACAGCAGCAACAGCAACAACAACAACAGCAGCAGCAGCCGCAACAACAACAGCAGCAACCGCAACAGACUCAGCAUCCACAACAGCAACAGCCACAGCAACCAUCUCAGCAGCAGCAACAACAACAACAGUUGCAGCAACAACAAUUGGGCAGUGGGAAUUUGUCUCGGUCGACAAUGAUUGGACAAAGUGGGUCUUUGCCUGUGUUGUCUGGCCAAACUGCUGUGGCCGCUGCCCAAUUUAAUAAUAUACAGUCGCAGUUGCUUUCUUCGCCUAGGCAAAGGGCGAAUAUCCUCCAAAGCUCGCAAUUUCAAUUACCAAAUGCAAUGGGGCAAUCAGCGCAUAUGCAAGCAUUGCAGCUGUUGGGUUUUGGUUCACAGAUAAGAGCAAAUGGUGCAGUCCCGUAUGGGCAACAACGCAUCAAUCAAGCCCAGUUGAGGCAGCAAUUAACACAACAGAAUUCACUUUCGUCACCUCAGAAAAUUCAGGGUCAGAGCAUGUCACGAACGUCAUCAUUGGCAUAUAUGAACUCUCAGUUGUCUGGCUUGUCUCAAAAUGGACAGCCAGGUAUGAUGCAGAACUCUUUGUCUCAGCAACAAUGGAUGAAGCAAAUGCCCGCGAUGUCUGCCCCUGGAUCACCAUCAUUGCGUCUGCAGCAGAAUCAGAGACAGAUCUUACAACAACAUAUAAGUCAAUCUUCUCAGUUGCAGCAGACCAUGUCUUUGAAUUCCCAGCAAUUAUCACAGCUGGUUCAACAGCAGCCCUCAAUGGGGCACCCUCAGGUGCAGCAGCAAUCCCUGCAGCCAAUGCGGCAGCUACAACAGCAACCAUUAGUGCAGCAACAACCAUCAACACAACAACAGCAAUUACAGCAGCAGCAGCAGCACCCGCACCUGCUACAGCAAUCACCAACUAUGAAUCAGCAGCAGCAGCAGCAACAGUUAUCUCCAAGGAUACAGGGACCAGCAGGCCAAAAGUCAUUAAGCCUAACUGGAUCACAACCAGAUGCUACUGUAUCUGGAACAACUACUCCAGGGGGUAGUUCAAGUCAAGGAACCGAGGCAAUGAAUCAACUUCUUGGGAAACGAAAGAUACAAGAUUUGGUUUCCCAGGUGGAUGCACAUGGUAAGCUGGAUCCUGAAGUUGAAGAUCUUCUCUUAGAUAUUGCUGAUGACUUCAUUGAUUCAGUUACUACAUUUGCAUGCAAUUUGGCAAAGCAUCGAAAAUCUUCAACACUGGAAUCCAAGGAUGUGUUGCUACACCUAGAAAAAAAUUGGCAUCUGACUAUCCCAGGAUACUCUAGUGAAGAUCGGAAAAGCAACACCGACAGUCCCUCAAGUGAUGUGCACAGAAAGCGCCUUGAUAUGAUACGUGCCCUGGUGGACUCUUCACAAUCAGAAUUCUACCCAAACAAUUCUAAAGAAAUGGUGAAACAAGGACUUGGUAACUUGUCAGGUGCCAACCACAUUAUGAAAGCCUCCCCUAGUCCAGAUCAACUUGUUGCACAAUCAACUGCAUCUCAAAUGCUUCAGCAGAUGACAAGGUUCUGAUAGGGCGCCCCUGGUUUGUCUGUUCAGCUACAAAUGAGUGAACGUUUUUGCAUAAGGCAAUCAGCGAGUACCUCCCUCCCCGUAUCAUUCACAUCCUCUUGCACUAUAGGUUGAUAAACUGUGAGGGGUACAGAUCUACACAGCUAGGUGAUUCUGAAUAAAUGGAAAACGCUAAGAUGCGCCGAAUAAGAUACUGACCAACUCGAGACAUGCUAGGAAUUCGUUUUAAUUAUCCUGUGUAUAUUAUUGUGGAAGAUGAUGAGCUAAGGAGGUUUGUCUACAAACUACAUAGCUGUAUAUUAUGUGCUUUCAUAGUCAUACCAUCCUGUAAUUUUAUUUAUAUUCACGAGUGGAGUUUGAAUUUCACGAAUGAAUUGUAAUAGGAAGCAUUUUUUAUAUUCUUUAGAAAAGUUAUAAUAGGUGAAUUUUUAUUAUACUGUGAAAUUUUGCCCACGUUAGAUUAUUCUGAUAUUGCAAUUUGAUAUGUUCUCUGUCCUUAAUUGAUUUGAA
Messenger RNA from Chenopodium quinoa (quinoa), 2562 nucleotides. Its product is annotated as transcription initiation factor TFIID subunit 12b-like. Gene Ontology annotation, cellular component: SAGA complex; transcription factor TFIID complex; SLIK (SAGA-like) complex. Gene Ontology annotation, molecular function: DNA binding; TBP-class protein binding; protein heterodimerization activity. The annotation marks the transcript as partial. The record is from RefSeq and is a predicted model, not a curated record. NCBI's taxonomy places the organism in Eukaryota, Viridiplantae, Streptophyta, Magnoliopsida, Caryophyllales, Amaranthaceae. Gene Ontology annotation, biological process: RNA polymerase II preinitiation complex assembly; DNA-templated transcription initiation. The transcript is spliced from 10 exons.